This is a messenger RNA of Phasianus colchicus (ring-necked pheasant), 962 nucleotides long. RefSeq names its product poly(A) binding protein interacting protein 2B (gene PAIP2B). Gene Ontology annotation, molecular function: mRNA regulatory element binding translation repressor activity. Lineage: Eukaryota; Metazoa; Chordata; Aves; Galliformes; Phasianidae. Gene Ontology annotation, cellular component: cytoplasm. Gene Ontology annotation, biological process: negative regulation of translational initiation. The record is from RefSeq and is a predicted model, not a curated record.
CCGUGGCGGUGGCGGCGCUGCGGGCGGACGGGGCGGCACCGGGGGUCCCGCAGCCAUGAACGGCCCCGACGCGGCCGGCAGCGGCCAGGGCAGCGAGGGGAAGGGGGGGGACGGCCGAGAGAAAAAGGAGAGCGACCCCUUCGCUGAGUACAUGUGGAUGGAGAACGAGGAGGACUUCGACAGGCAGGUGGAGGAGGAGCUGCAGGAGCAGGAGUUCCUCGACCGCUGCUUCCAGGAGAUGUUGGACGAGGAGGACCAGGAGUGGUUCAUCCCAUCACGAGACCUUCCCCAGCGCGUGGGGCAGCUGCAGCAGCAGCUCAAUGGGCUCUGCGUCGCUGACGGCCGCGGCCCCGAGGAUGUCGUGAGCAAAAGCACCUUGAACCCCGACGCCAAGGAGUUUGUGCCGGGCGUGAAGUACUGAGAGCUGCAGCCGAGCUCUGCGCCGCAGGAAGGCUUCUGUGUGCUUUGAGUACCUUCAUUUUGGGGUUGUUUGGGGUUUUUUCUUUAUUGUUACGACUUUUAUUUCUCUGUUUUUCGAUCUCCCCUCGUACCGUCUCUCGGUUUUGGGCAGCUCUUGCUUUCUAGGACUCUCACAGCCCUAAACUCCAUCCUGGAGCCCUUCUUUGGUCUGCUAUGAAUUCUGGGGAUCCCCCCGGCCGUUCCCCUCCAUGGGAUCCCCUAUAGCCCUAUAUAGGGUGAGGCCAAGGGCGCCGCGACCACCAACCCCAAACUCCUCCUUUCUCAGAUAGGUGCUGACGGAUGGAGGCCAUGUGCUGGGACCCCCUUUAGGGGCUGGGGGUCCGAAGUGGGGAGGGGGGGACGGACGGACGGACAGACCAGCCCUAGUUGUCCUCCCAUGGGAUUCGCUUUGUGGAAUUGGCCUUAAAGGACUUCUGCCCCGAUCCCACCCAGCGGCGUCGCUCCGUUCCUUUCUCAGCACAAUAAAUCCAAGGAGAGCUGCA